GUUGUCAGUUGGACGAUCAGGGAGACUGGACUCGCUGGUUUUCACCGCUGCUGCUGCACCAACGAUCUCCCGGAGACAUGAGGCGAAAGGAGAAGAGGCUGCUGCAGUUCGCCGGGCUGCUCAUAGCGGCAGUUCUUUUCCUCCCCUACGUGGGGCUGUGGUCUUUGUACAGGGACCGACUGUUUGACAACUCGCCCGACACAGUGGACCGUCCGGGUGGCAUCCACGCGAUACAGGGGCUGAAUGAGAUCAGGAAGGUUUCUCAGGUGGGACUUGAUGGUGUGCGGAGGACGGACUGGCACGACUAUGAGGCAAUGAGAAGAGAUGCUGCUCGCGUUGGUAAUGGCGAACAGGGGAAACCGUUCCCCCUGACAGAAACUGACCGGGUCGACCAGGCCUACAGGGAGAACGGCUUCAACAUUUACAUCAGCGACCGAAUCUCCCUCAACCGCUCCCUCCCUGACAUCCGCCAUUCAAACUGUAAACAGAGGCUGUAUGCAGAGAAGCUGCCCAACACCAGCAUCAUCAUCCCAUUCCACAACGAGGGCUGGUCGUCGCUGCUGAGGACUGUGCACAGUGUGCUCAACCGCUCUCCCCCGCAGCUCAUCGCAGAACUCAUCCUGGUGGACGACUUCAGCGACAAAGAGCACCUAAAGGUUCCAUUGGAGCGGUACAUGAUGCGGAUACCAAAGGUUCACAUCCUGAGGACUAAGAAGAGGGAGGGGCUGAUCAGGACACGCCUGCUUGGAGCUGCCACUGCUAAAGGGGAAGUCAUCACCUUCCUGGACUCCCACUGUGAGGCCAACAUCAAUUGGCUGCCUCCGCUGCUGGAUCGAAUCGCCCAGAACAGGAAGGCUAUUGUGUGUCCGAUGAUCGAUGUGAUCGACCACGACCACUUUGGAUAUGACACGCAGGCAGGGGACGCCAUGCGAGGGGCAUUUGACUGGGAAAUGUACUACAAACGAAUUCCCAUCCCUCCGGAGCUGCAGAGGGAUGACCCCAGUGAACCCUUUGAGUCGCCGGUGAUGGCAGGAGGCCUGUUUGCUGUGGAUAGGAAGUGGUUCUGGGAGCUGGGAGGAUACGACACGGGUCUGGAGAUCUGGGGAGGAGAGCAGUACGAGAUCUCCUUCAAGGUGUGGAUGUGUGGUGGUCGGAUGGAGGACAUCCCCUGCUCCAGGGUAGGACACAUCUACAGGAAAUAUGUCCCCUACAAGGUCCCUGGUGGAAUCAGCUUGGCAAAGAAUCUGAAGCGUGUGGCAGAGGUCUGGAUGGACGAAUACGCCGAAUACGUCUACCAGCGUCGGCCCGAGUACCGCCACCUGUCAGCAGGAGACAUGACGGUGCAGAAGGAGCUAAGGAAGCGGCUCAGCUGCAAAAGCUUCAAGUGGUUCAUGAGUGAGGUGGCCUGGGAUCUGCCAAAACACUACCCACCGGUGGAGCCUCCUGCUGCUGCGUGGGGAGAGAUACAGAACGUGGGCAGCGGCAUGUGUAUGGAAAUCAAACACUUUGUUUCAGGGAGCCCUAUCCACCUGGAGAGCUGUGUGAAGGGGCACGGUGAGGUAGCCUGGAGUCAUGGACAGGUGUUGACAUUUGGUUGGAGGGAGGAUAUUCGGGUGGGUGACCCCAUGCACACCAGAAAGGUUUGCUUCGAUGCCGUCUCCCACAACAGCCCCGUGACCCUGUAUGACUGCCAUGGCAUGAAGGGGAACCAGCUGUGGCGAUACAGAAAGGAUAAGAGUCUGUACCACCCGGUCAGUAACAGCUGCAUCGACAGCAGCACGAGCGAGCGGCGAGUCUUCAUGAACACGUGUGACCCCUCCUCUCCCAGCCAGCAGUGGCUGUUUGAGAGAACCAACUCCACCGUACUGGAGCACUUCAACCGGGGCACCAACUGAGGGCGCUGGACAGCGAGAUGAGGCGUCUUCCAAAGAAAAAGAUCAAGAAACAGUUAUGACCUUUGAUCAGAUAAAAUUGGAAGCUAGAGAUGCUGCUUCAGAAACAUUCCUGGUGGUACAGCAGUGAUUCAGUGCUCUGGCUGAGAGCUCAGGGUGCUGAAGAGCUGGAUGGACCAACACACACACACACACACACACACACACACUCUGCAUCUAGAAUACACUGGUACAGCAUGAUGAGGAAGGAGGUAAAAGAAUGCUUGCCUGAGCAACAAUCUACUGCCAACUGAAAUUCACUUAAAAUACAAAUACAUUUCAUUGGCUGUCUGUAUUCUGUCCUUUCCUAGGGUGGGAGAACAUAGGAAACCUGACUGCCCUGUGGAAACCCAAAAAGCUACAGACAAGAGUUUACAAGAGACAAAAGUGUGCAAAUAUGCCCCUUUCUGUCACUGCGGGUUUAAGUUUGUCAGACCCAGAUUCUGCUGGAUUUAAGGAACGUCUAUUCUAGUGCUUCUUUAACUGUCUUUUUAUAUGUUUGGCCUAAAAUGUUCUGCAGGAUAUACAUGUUCUUCUUUCAUAAUACCUGAGGAAAAAAGGCCGAACAUAUUUUGAACAAGUGUUUCUGCACAAUGUGCAGGUGCACAGCCAGAAUGUCCUUUUUCAAUGAAACAUCUUGUACAGACUCAUCCUAAAAAUGCAAAUAUUUUUUCUACUACAUAAAACAGAAUUAUGUAAAUUGUGUUUGUUUCUUUCUCAAGGUGUUUUUUUUUUCUUCGUUCAAAUGCUUAAUAUUUUAUAGCUAGGCUUAGAGGCCUGAGGUGAAUAUCCAGAACAUGAAACCAGAGAAUGUUUCUUCAGUCGGGAUAAAGUCCUAGCAAGGCAAGACUGUAUGCAAAAAUACAGCUACUAUUUAAAAAAGCUUAACAUGUUAUCACACAUAUAUGUUAAAAGCUUAGACAACCUCCUUCUUCCCGCUGAUGACUGAGUACCAACAGGUGUGCAGUUUAGAACCUGAUGCAGUCACAGAAGCACACAUUUAAUAAAUAAAAGUGAGGAUAUCCCAGCAUUAGGGAUACGAGACUGCACUUCAUAACCAAUAUACUGUAAAGCUGAUAGAUCCAAAUUUGAUGUGUCCCUUUAACUGCAAUCUGCAGAAAUGGAAGAUAGAAACUAAAUAGUCUGAAGCUCUUUAAGGUUGUAACAAUCACUGAGCUUUGCUGAGAAGCUUAUUGAAGUCUCUGCCUCUUAGUUUCUUUGUCUUAGCGAAGACCUUUAUCUGUUUUUAGGCUGUCACAUCACAACAGGUUAAAA
Messenger RNA from Monopterus albus (swamp eel), 3206 nucleotides. Its product is annotated as polypeptide N-acetylgalactosaminyltransferase 10. Gene Ontology annotation, molecular function: polypeptide N-acetylgalactosaminyltransferase activity. Gene Ontology annotation, biological process: protein O-linked glycosylation. The record is from RefSeq and is a predicted model, not a curated record. Gene Ontology annotation, cellular component: Golgi apparatus. The transcript is spliced from 13 exons. Bases 78 to 1895 code for a protein of 605 amino acids. NCBI's taxonomy places the organism in Eukaryota, Metazoa, Chordata, Actinopteri, Synbranchiformes, Synbranchidae.